Messenger RNA from Saccoglossus kowalevskii, 381 nucleotides. Its product is annotated as src substrate cortactin-like. Gene Ontology annotation, biological process: cell migration; regulation of actin filament polymerization. The record is from RefSeq and is a predicted model, not a curated record. Gene Ontology annotation, cellular component: actin filament; plasma membrane; cortical actin cytoskeleton. Lineage: Eukaryota; Metazoa; Hemichordata; Enteropneusta; Harrimaniidae. Gene Ontology annotation, molecular function: actin filament binding.
GAAUCCCGAAGACGAGCUGAAGCUGAAAAAGAGAGAAGAGAGGCUAAAGAUCGAAGAGAUAAAGAAAGAGAAAAUAAAAGGGCUGAAGCAGAGAGAAGAGCAGCGGAAGAAGAAGAAGCAGCAUCCAGAGCAAGAGCUCCAUCACCAUCACCACCAGAACCAGAACCUGAGGAUACUUAUCAAGAGACAGUGGUGCCACCGCGAGAACCAGAACCACAACUAGAGCCAGAACCAGAACCAGAACCAGUGGAGUAUGAAGAUGUUAAAGCUCCACCACCACAAGUUGAAGAAAUGUAUGAUGACACCAAGCACCACCACCUUCCAGUCAAUCUGAUUAUCAAGACAUUCCAGCUGAUACAUAUGAUGAUAUCCGAGCACCAG